AGUGAAAACAGCAAGUAAAGUCUGUUCGUUGUUCCAACUGUCAAAAAAUGUCUGAUUUGACGCUGCCGUCUUUGACUCUGACACAAAUUGCAAAUACAGGUCAUGUCAAUUGUCAAUUGGAUUGGAGUUGUGUUGUGGAGAAAAAUCAAGUUGUUUAUAAUAAAUAAAUGUUUACCUUUAUUUACAAAAACUUAAUAUGUUGAUUUUUAAAUGUGCACUCAUUGUUCUAUCGUCUACAUACAUUUUUUCCCUUUGUUUACAAGUGGCAAAGGAAACGAACUCUCUAGAUACUGGCCUUGCUUUUUUGUAUGUGGCCAGCGGAGCAAUAGCUGGGAAAAUCAUCUAUGACAGAUACCAGCAAAUUCAUGUAUUAGGUUCACUAACACCAAAUCCCAAUGUGACCUCCUUUGCCAAUAGGAUUGCUACAUUUUCAGCCUCAUUCCUGUCUCUGGGCUUCCUAGCAUAUCUUUUACUAUUUCUGUUCAAGGUGGAUAGCCAUUGCUUAAUAGCCUUAAAUAUAUUUAUAUGUGCUUUCGGCACUUUGUACUUAUGGGUACAGUGUGUUCUAACAACAUAUAUAUCUACAUUAUUUUAUGACAAAAACUUGUUAAUACUUCGACAAUGUCUUGCCAAUUUGAGCUUCCUUUUAUUAGUACUAAUGGCUAUUUUUGGAACUAUAACAUCUUUCUUGACGGAAGAUGGUUCCAGUGGCUUCCGCGUUUGUCUCAUCAUCACAUAUCUAUGCAGUUACUCGUUAACAGCUAUUUUCUGCAUAUUUUUAAUCUCUUUCCAGAAAGAAUACGAGUACUUUGCUGUAGGCCUACGAUCCGAAUUAUUACUUGAUGACGCAUGUUCAUUGAAUAAUGCGUCAGUCUCCGAAGUAGAUGGUGUGUUUAGGACACAAGAUAUGCUCUCCAGUGCAAUCGUAAUAAAGGGGAGUAUAACUUGUGCAAAGGUCUCUUGA
Papilio machaon (common yellow swallowtail) is the source of this 964-nucleotide messenger RNA. RefSeq lists its product as uncharacterized. Lineage: Eukaryota; Metazoa; Arthropoda; Insecta; Lepidoptera; Papilionidae. The record is from RefSeq and is a predicted model, not a curated record. Bases 197 to 964 code for a protein of 255 amino acids. The transcript is spliced from 7 exons.